AUGGCUUCCAACAACACCAACGCGGCCUCCGAGGUGAGCAACGCCAUCACCGACCUCAACGACCACCUCGCCACCGCCCUCGGCACCGGCGACGAGGGCAAGACCACCGUCAUCACGCUCGCGGGGGAGAACGACGGCGCGGCCAUGGACGCGGAGGACCUCGUCGUCGUGGAGGCCGGCGGCGAGGGGGAGGAGGGCGAGGAGGAGGAGGAGGUGCAGGUGGCCGCCUACACCAACAGCAACUACCAGGCGGUGAACAACUCGGUGCUCCUCGCCGGCAGCUGCGCCGUCAGGGACCCCGGCGUCCACGUCGUCAUCGUGGAGCACGUCGACGACAUCCGCGACUGCGACGGCGACGAGAUCUUCGAGGACGGCGAGGUGGCCAACAAGUGA
This is a messenger RNA of Triticum turgidum subsp. durum (durum wheat), 393 nucleotides long. The record is from the annotation of a GenBank genome assembly. NCBI's taxonomy places the organism in Eukaryota, Viridiplantae, Streptophyta, Magnoliopsida, Poales, Poaceae.